This is a messenger RNA of Vitis vinifera (wine grape), 3479 nucleotides long. Its product is annotated as protein RRP6-like 2. Gene Ontology annotation, biological process: TRAMP-dependent tRNA surveillance pathway; exonucleolytic trimming to generate mature 3'-end of 5.8S rRNA from tricistronic rRNA transcript (SSU-rRNA, 5.8S rRNA, LSU-rRNA); nuclear polyadenylation-dependent rRNA catabolic process. The coding region runs from base 176 to 2971 and encodes 931 amino acids. The transcript is spliced from 14 exons. The record is from RefSeq and is a predicted model, not a curated record. Gene Ontology annotation, molecular function: nucleotide binding; nucleic acid binding; 3'-5'-RNA exonuclease activity. NCBI's taxonomy places the organism in Eukaryota, Viridiplantae, Streptophyta, Magnoliopsida, Vitales, Vitaceae. Gene Ontology annotation, cellular component: nucleolus; nuclear exosome (RNase complex).
GCCAAACACGCCAUUAAGGCCGGUUGUGAACCCCUCUUUCCUACAGAGACCGAAACCGCAAGCUCAUUUUCAAUGGGCUCCCUAAAACCCUAAUCCUAGACCCAAACCCAAACCCUAAUCUCUCCUCACAUUUCUCGCUAUUCCGCUCCAUGCACACCCAAACCAUAGAUCGGCCAUGGAUUUGGAUCCCACUCAAGGUCAAUCACUGAACCUGGACCUUACCAAAUCCACUGCUUCUUUAUCUUCUUCAAUUUCAAGGCUCUCGCGUUCUUCCCGGGCUGUGCCUUCGGACAAAGACUUCCAUUUCUUCCACAACUUUGAAGAGUUCAGAGCACCCGUGAAGGAAAUCGCAGCGGCGUCGCAGGCGAUGCUCCAGAUGAUUGGGUCUUCUGCGGAUAUUUGGGGCAGGGAGAUGGCGUAUCCUGAAGACGCCGACGAGGGGUACGAAUGGGUGGUGGACAGGAACGAUGAGGCCUACGACCGGUUCGAUGCAGCGGCGGAGGAGUUUAGGGGGCUGAGGCUGAAGCAAGAGCAAAGCCGAAUUGAUUCCGGGGAUGGGUUUCAGUUGGUGUGUGGGAGGAAGAAGAAAUGGGGGCAGUCGGAGAUGGGGCAAGAUUCAACUGUGGUAGCACAUUCAAAUGUGGCCCUUGCGGUGAAGGAUAAGAGAACGGUUGGCCCGGCAGCGAGGCCGAGGGUGCCGUUUCACAUACCGACAAUUCCACGGCCUCAGGAUGAAUUUAAUAUAUUGGUGAAUAAUUCGAACCAGCCAUUCCAGCAUGUUUGGUUGCAGAGGAGUGACGACGGCUUGCGGUUCAUACAUCCCCUGGAGAAGCUCUCUCUGCUGGAUUUUGUCGACAAAAAUAUUGGGGAUCUUAUGCCUGUAAUGCCACCUUCUAUUGAGGAUACCCCAUUCAAGCUUGUUGAAGAAGUUAGGGAUUUGAAGGAACUAGCUGCUAAGUUGUGCUGUGUGAAUGAAUUUGCGGUUGAUCUGGAACAUAAUCAGUAUCGAUCUUUUCAAGGGUUGACUUGCUUGAUGCAAAUCUCUACUAGGACUGAGGAUUUUGUUGUUGAUACACUAAAGCUUCGCAUUCAUGUUGGUCCAUAUUUGAGGGAGGUCUUCAAAGAUCCAACAAAGAAAAAGGUUAUGCACGGGGCAGAUCGGGAUAUCAUUUGGCUUCAACGGGAUUUUGGCAUAUACAUCUGCAACAUGUUUGAUACCGGACAGGCCUCAAGGGUACUGAAAUUGGAAAGAAAUAGUCUGGAGCACCUUCUGCACCACUAUUGUGGAGUCACUGCUAACAAAGAAUAUCAGAAUGGAGAUUGGAGAUUACGUCCUCUCCCCCAUGAAAUGCUCAGAUAUGCUAGGGAAGAUACACACUAUUUACUGCAUAUAUAUGAUUUAAUGAGAACCCAAUUGCUCUCAAUGGCUGAGCUGGAGAAUUCUAAUGCUCUUUUACUUGAGGUGUACAAACGCAGUUUUGAUAUUUGCAUGCAGCUUUAUGAGAAGGAGCUUUUAACUGAUAGUUCAUAUCUCUAUACAUAUGGAUUGCAGGGGGCUCAUUUCAAUGCUCAGCAGCUUGCUAUAGUUGCAGGCCUUUUUGAAUGGCGAGAUGUGGUUGCUCGUGCUGAGGAUGAAAGUACUGGUUAUAUAUUGCCCAACAAAACUCUUCUUGAAAUCGCCAAACAGAUGCCUGUCACAACCAGCAAGUUACGACGAUUGCUGAAAUCAAAGCACCCUUAUGUUGAGCGCAAUCUUGGUCCUGUUGUUAGCAUCAUAAGGCAUUCUAUCCUAAAUGCUGCUGCAUUUGAAGCUGCUGCUCAACAUCUGAAGGAGGGUCACAUUGGAACAGCAUCUGAAGACAAUACAGUUGAUACCACUGGAUUUGAAGCCUUGCCUUCUGAAUCUCCUACAAGCAUAAGGGCUGCGGAUGCUAGAGCAGAAAGUUUUGAUACUGACAAUGUAAUAAAUGGUGGCAAGACUGAUAAACUACAAACUUUUGUGAGUGCUAAAGAAUAUCAUAUGGAGCCUGGAAGCACUAUAGAUGGACCUGGCAGCAAGGGACAAGGAGGUUCUUCUGAGCCUCCUGGUGAAAGUAAAGAAGUGAAGGAUGAAAAGGAUAGUUUCAUUCCAGAAGUUGCAAGAGAAACCCCUGCCAGUUCAGGCCAGAGUAGAGACACAGACACUCAUACAAGUGUGUCGCAGAGUGAGAAGGUUACUGAAGUAACAGUUCAGUUGCUGAAGAAGCCAAACCGCGCCUUUGGAUCACUACUAGGGAAUUCAGCCUCAAAGAGAAAGCUAAAUUCUGAUCCAAAAGGAAAGGAAGACAUCAAGUUGGAGCAGAUAAAAUCUUCAGUGAACCUUCCAUUCCAUUCAUUUUCAGGCGGGAACAGGGAGGAACUGUCAAAACUGGAUACAGAAGAGCAUACUAAAGUCCUAGAAACUCAAGGUUCUGAAGAACCUCUUGCUGUGCCAGCCUCCAGAAAUGAUUUAGAAGAGAUAAUAAUGUUUGAAGAAAACUCAGGGUCUGAUGAAUCAGUAAAUGGCAACUCGGGAGCUGCAAAUGAACAGUUAGAAGGCAAGGAGGAUAAUCCUAAGGGGUCUGGCUUGGAAAUGGAUGAGGGAAAUGAGCCUAUGUCUCUCACUGACUUAUCCUCCGGUUUUCAGAAGUGCUCUCAGUCAUUGAAUGAAACCAGGAAAGCAAGGCGAGUUGAAAAAUCUCAGGAGUCCAAUGGCCUUUUGCAGGUGAAGCCAUUUGACUAUGAAGCAGCGAGGAAACAAGUGAGAUUUGGUGAGGAUCCAGAGGAAUCAAGAGGCAAAGAAGGUCGAGGGGGUCUGGUAGAUUCAGUGAGCAAGAAAAGAAGCUUGGGUAAAGGUAGAGUCCAGGGAGAAGAUGAGACUGGAGAUUACGCACAAGGUAGACGGCGUCAGGCUUUUCCGGCAACUGGGAACCGAAGUGUAACUUUUCGCUGAGUUGGGUAGCAGUUCAUGUUUUAUGCUCUCCUGUCCCUUCAACCAAGAUGUGAAGAGAUGCAUUACAAGUCCCAGUUGCCAAAGAUAUUACAGAGAAUAAGAGGACACAACAACAUAAAGUUUAUUGUGAACUGGGCUAUAUUGUCAUUCUAAGGUGCUGCUGUUUGGUUGGCAAGAAUGUGAUGAUACACCUUUCAUGGAAAAUUUAAUACAACAUUUUCUGGGAGGCCUUUACUUUUUGAGGCUGCUAAAUUUUGAUGAAACUGUAGAAUCCAUAGAAGUUGGUUCUGUAUGCGGUCUGCUCAUGAUAAUGAUCAAAUGAAAGCCUAAGGCAUCUGCUAUCUACAUUUAUGGGCAAAGAACUGAAUUCUAGAGAUGAAAAAGGAUGGAAAGUGAGGUGAUUUGAGAGGGAUAGGGGUUUUGAUAAUAGUGUGUGUUGAUACUUGCCUUUUGAGAUUUUUAAUGAAAAACCAAAUGCAAUGCCAGUAGGUGUGUCCAGUUCCUAGUA